AUGCCCAAACGCAAGGCGACCUCAGCUGAUCUCAGCCGCGUUGCCCCACCCUCCUUAUCUUCCCUGGACGCCGCUCUCGAUCUUCUGGCUCACGAAACGUUCGACCGCCUCCAGACACUCACCUCUAAAUUCGAGGCAGCGGCCGGUGUAAAGCUUAACGAUGGGGUGGUAAAGGCUAGGUGGGAGGAGGCUGUGAAGCGCUAUUGGGUCAUGAAGAGCAUGGACGAUCUGUGCUGUAGCGUGAACGGUACCGGUCCCGGAGUGACAUUAGAAGACAGCCCAGGCAGCGAUGACGCGAUGAGGGACGACAGUGCAAGCGUUUCCGCCGCGGCCAGCACAUCCGAGUCAGACGGUGACGAGGAACAGCAGUGGCGCAAAUGGGCGCCAAAACUUAACGAUGUCGUUCUUGUCGAACUGCAGAAGGGUGGUAUCUGGCCGGGAAAGCGUGUAUUUCUCCAAGGUCGACAGUCUGUACCGAGGGGAAACCACUUCUUCCCCGUCCGCAUCUACAACGAGGAGAUAGAACCAACCCUGACGGUGAAGUCGAGGAUGAUACCUUUCCAUCUGCGAUCAUCCGCACCACUGAUGGCUUCGGAAGCACUACUCGGAGCCUACAAUCAUGCUGCAAAUCCUGGCCCGUUCGACAUUGCUGCUGGUAACAGAGAAUCGGCAGCAGCAUAUUCUCGUACACACCCAGGGGUAAACCUGGACGAAGAGACCACAGAGCGCGUUCAGAAACAAAAGGAGAGUUGGAAGGCCUUCGUGAACUGGCUAAUGGACGAAAGACGUCUAGAAAAGCUCCGCACCCUGUGUGAGGAGCGCGAUAAACGUCUCAAAGAAGUUGCCAACCAGUCCGUCAUCGACCUAGGGGGUUUCAACACUCUCGAUGGGGAAGAGCGGCCCUGUAGUCCUCGUAAACGUCAAGUGACAUGCUCUAUGCCGCCCUUCACCUACUCUUCGACUUCCACGAGAACGGUGCAGAAGAUUGAGAGCGAUGUGACCGAGCGAGGUGGAAUCUUCCGAGUCAAGUCGAUCGCCUCGAGCUCGGCGUCUUCGCCAUAUACGGGGCCGUCUCAAUCAUCGCCCGGCUCCAGUCCUCGAGUAAUGUCUCCGAUGGCAUCGUACAUCCGGCCGGCCCUCUCCAUUCCCUACCGCUCCGGCUCCCCGCGGAGGGCGGAUCGCCGACGCAAUAUCGCUUUUUCAAGCGCGGGCGAGUCAAGUCCGCGUCGUCGGAGCGGGACCUUUACCCCUCCUCGAGGAUCGCCAUCCAACGACGAGCCAGCACCGUUUGCUUCACCGAGCCCCGCUCCUACUCUAAGGAGCUUCGGGUUCAAGUUCGGUAAGCAGAUGACCGAGGAGGAGGAUGACCAGAUGAAUGGAAGAGGCCUUGGACCUGUGACCGCUCUCGAAGCGGUAUUGGAGGAACGUGAAGAGGAGGAAGGUUGGACCGUAGUUGCUGGACGCGGCCGUCACAAGCGUAGUGGUUCUGCACCACUGAAUAGGCCCAAAGAGCAGCCGCCCGAACCAUCAGCCACCGCAAGCGACGAUAUGAACCUUUAA
This is a messenger RNA of Trichosporon asahii var. asahii CBS 2479, 1560 nucleotides long. RefSeq lists its product as uncharacterized. Bases 1 to 1560 code for a protein of 519 amino acids. The transcript is spliced from 4 exons. The record is from RefSeq and is a predicted model, not a curated record. Lineage: Eukaryota; Fungi; Basidiomycota; Tremellomycetes; Trichosporonales; Trichosporonaceae.